ACCAUCUGGCUACACUGCUCCGGCGUCGUCCAAUUUUCCCUGAGUCAGUGGACCUUUUGUGGAUGCGGGUCCGAAGUUUUGGAGUAAUUUAGCUUCGAAGCUUCCUGAAAUGGUGCAGUCAGUCAUGAACAUCACAUCUGCAGCGGGGAUCAUCUCCCUGCUGGAUGAGAACCAGACAGAACUCAAGGUGUUUGCUCUCAAGAAGCUCGACAACAUUGUCAACGAGUUUUGGGCUGAGAUUUCGGAAGCCAUAGAGAAAAUUGAGGUCCUCUAUGAAGACGACGGCUUUCCCCAAAGGCACCUGGCAGCCCUGGUGGCUUCUAAGGUGUACUACCACCUGGGCUCCUUCGAGGACUCGCUCACGUACGCGCUCGGAGCGAGCGAGCUCUUCGACGUCACCGUGCCGUCCGAAUACGUGGAGACCAUCAUUGCCAAGUGCAUCGACCACUACACGAAGCUGCGGCGCCAGGAGGGGGGGGCGGUGGACGCCCGGCUGGAGGCCAUCGUGGACCGCAUGUUCCAGCGCUGCUUCGAGGACGGCCAGUUCCGGCAGGCCGUGGGCAUCGCCCUCGAGACGCGCCGCAUGGACAUGUUCCAGAAGGCCAUCGUGGCUGCGGAGGACGUGGGGGCCAUGCUGGCGUACAGUUCCAAGGUGGCCAUGACCCUGGUGCAGAACAGGGCCUUCCAGGACGAGGUGCUGCGGGCCCUGGUGAAGCUGUACAGGGAGCUGGACACCCCGGACUACGUCAACAUGUGUCAGUGCCUGAUCUUCCUGGACGACGCCCAGUCUGUGGCUGACGUGCUGCUGCGGCUCCUGGAGGGAAGUGGGGAGUCCACGCUGAUGGCGUACCAGAUCGCCUUCGACCUGUACGAGAGCGCCACCCAGCAGUUCCUAGCCAGGGUGCUGCAGGCCCUCAGGGCCCUGGCCCCGUCCACAAACGGGGCUUCUCAGGACGCAGCCAAGACCACGGAAUCUAUUUCGGCGGAACCUCCUCAGGAAGAGACAGGACGGUCCGAGGGGGCGGAAGAGAAGUCGGAAACAUCGUCGUCUGCCGCGCCAGUCAAGAUGGAGACGGCCGACGCAGCCCCCGCAGAAGAGGAGCGGGACGGACGAGCGGCCCAGCUGUCCAAGCUGGCCACCAUCCUGAGUGGGGAGGUGACCAUCGGCCUGCACCUGCAGUUCCUCAUUCGCAGCAACCACACGGACCUGCUGGUGCUCAAGCAGACAAAGGACGCCGUGAGGAACUCUGUGUGCCACACGGCCACGGUGAUUGCCAACUCGCUGAUGCACUGCGGCACCACCAGCGACCAGUUUCUCAGGGACAACCUGGAGUGGCUCGCCCGAGCUACCAACUGGGCCAAGUUCACGGCCACCGCCAGCCUGGGCGUCAUUCACAAGGGCCACGAGACGGAGGCCCUGCACCUGAUGUCAUCGUACCUGCCCAAGGAGUCCGGGCCGGGCAGCGGCUACACGGAGGGCGGGGGCCUGUACGCCCUGGGCCUGAUCCACGCCAACCACGGGGCUGCCAUCACGGACUACCUGCUCGGCCAGCUCAAGGAGGCCACCAACGAGAUUGUGCGUCACGGCGGAUGCUUGGGAGUUGGACUGGCUGCCAUGAGCACACACCGGCAAGACGUGUAUGAGCAGCUCAAGUUCACCCUGUACCAAGACGACGCAGUGGCCGGCGAGGCGGCCGGCAUCGCCAUGGGGCUGGUCAUGCUCGGAUCCAAGUCCUCCACCGCGCUCGAGGACAUGGUUGCUUAUGCCCAGGAGACACAGCACGAGAAGAUCCUGCGGGGCCUGUCGGUGGGCAUCGCGCUGGUCCUGUACGGCCGACUGGAGGAGGCCGACCCCUUGGUGGACACCCUGGCCGGAGACAAGGACCCGCUGCUGCGUCGGUCGGCCAUGCACGCCCUGGCCAUGGCCUACUGCGGGUCGGGCAACAACCGGGCCGUGCGCAGGCUACUCCACGUGGCGGUGAGCGACGUGAACGACGACGUAAGGCGUGCGGCCGUGGAGGCUCUGGGCUUCAUCCUGUUCAGGACGCCCGAGCAGUGCCCCGGGGUGGUGUCCCUGCUCUCGGAGAGCUACAACCCCAACGUCCGCUACGGGUCGGCCAUGGCCCUGGGAAUCUCGUGUGCCGGGACCGGCAACAAGGAGGCCCUGUCGCUGCUAGAGCCAAUGACCAACGACCCAGUGAACUACGUGCGCCAGGGGGCACUGGUGGCCUCGGCCCUGAUCCUGAUCCAGCAGACGGAGGCCACCUGCCCUAAGGUCCGGGACUUCCGACAGCUGUACCACAAGGUGGUAAGCGACAAGCACGACGACGUGAUGGCCAAGCUGGGGGCCAUCCUGGCCCAGGGCAUCCUGGACGCGGGGGGCCGCAACGUCACCGUGGCCCUGCUGUCCCGCACGGGCCACGUCAACAUGGCCGCCGUGGUGGGCAUGCUCGUCUUCACCCAGUUCUGGUACUGGUUCCCCCUGGCCCACUUCCUGUCGCUGGCCCUGAGCCCGAGCUGCCUGGUGUGCCUGACGGGGGAGCUGCGCAUGCCCCGCCUCUGGGUGCGCUCGGGGGCCAAGCCUUCGACCUUUGCUUACCCCGCUCCACUGGAGGAGAAGAAGGAGAAGGAGCGGGAGAAGGUCACCACUGCCGUCCUCUCCAUCACGGCCAAGGCCCGCCGCAAGGAGGGCCGGGACCUGUCUUCCCCUGAGGGCAUGGACCUGGAUGAAGAGGCCAAGAAAGGUGAGGCAAGCCCUCCUCCUGAGGAGGCCAAGAAAGAGGGGGAACCCAUGGCCACCGACGCCAAGCCGGAGCCUAAGCUGGACUCCAAGUUGGACUCCAAGCCAGACUCCAAGCCAGAGUCCAAAUCGGAGGUCAAGUCAGAGGUCAAACCGGACUCCAAGCUGGACCCAAAGCUAGAUACCAAGGCAGAGUCCAAGCCGGAAUCCAAGCCAGAGGCCAAGCCCCGUCCCGAGCCCAACUUCGAGCUGCUUUCCAACCCGGCCCGGGUGGUGAAACCUCAGCUGAAGCUGCUCCAAAUGCCCGAGGGGUCACGUUACCGCCCCAUCAAGGAUAUCACCAUUGGCGGGAUCAUCAUGCUGGCCGACACGAAGGCGGAGGAGGCCGAGGAGCUGGUGGAGCCCGUAUCCGCCGGCGGGCCCACCUCCGAGAACGACGAGGGCGACGAGCCGGAACCACCGGAGCCUUUCGAGUACCAGGACGAGUGAAGCACCUCCGCUACGUUACACAUCGUUUUUUUUUUUCUUGUGAAUACAGGCAGUUUGAACGAGCCAAAA
This is a messenger RNA of Ixodes scapularis (black-legged tick), 3298 nucleotides long. RefSeq names its product 26S proteasome non-ATPase regulatory subunit 1. Gene Ontology annotation, cellular component: proteasome complex; proteasome regulatory particle, base subcomplex; proteasome storage granule. The record is from RefSeq and is a predicted model, not a curated record. Gene Ontology annotation, biological process: proteasome-mediated ubiquitin-dependent protein catabolic process; regulation of protein catabolic process. NCBI's taxonomy places the organism in Eukaryota, Metazoa, Arthropoda, Arachnida, Ixodida, Ixodidae. Gene Ontology annotation, molecular function: enzyme regulator activity.